Bactrocera neohumeralis is the source of this 2376-nucleotide messenger RNA. Its product is annotated as rho guanine nucleotide exchange factor 25-like. The coding region runs from base 842 to 2086 and encodes 414 amino acids. Gene Ontology annotation, biological process: axon guidance. The record is from RefSeq and is a predicted model, not a curated record. Gene Ontology annotation, molecular function: guanyl-nucleotide exchange factor activity. The transcript has 8 exons. Lineage: Eukaryota; Metazoa; Arthropoda; Insecta; Diptera; Tephritidae. Gene Ontology annotation, cellular component: cytoplasm.
UGAUUUAUUUGUAAUAACUUUUUAUGUUAUCUACAUACAUAUAGCAACUGUUAGUGCAAAUAUUUUUAGCGUCGCUGUAGUACAACUUAUUUCCGAUAAAGUUUUUUUUUCAGUCUUGGUCUUAUGGUUUACCGCCAUAUGUAUGUCAACAGGAUUUUUUUUAGAAAAAAGACCAUUGAAUAUUAUCGUCUAAAUAUUUAUCACACGGCCACAACACGUCAUUAUGCAAACAAAGAGUGAAAAACCAAAUUUCAAUUCAAAAUAUUGAAAUCAUGAGCAUUAAUUUGAAAAAAAAAACACACAUUUAGUCGCAUGGAACUGAUUUUUUAUUUGCCUAAUAUUUAGCUUUUCAGCGGUCGCUCUCAUCUCACGCUACUUCAUAAGCGCCGCUGAGCUGAAGCGAUCGGCUCGUGUGUGACAACCACAACGCAUAUAUCUCGCAAGCGAUUCAGUUCACAUUUGCCCUGCUGCCAGAAUGUUUUCUGUGGCAUUUAGUAUUUAUAUACAUUUUACACGGAUAGCAUUGUUCAUUGGGAUAAGCGAAUUAUUGUGGAAAAAAGUUGUUUGAAAUAAAAACCAAAAAUAAUUUAAAAAAUAAUUUAAAAAUAUCAAAAGCUAUUUUUUUUAAUUUCAAAAUUUGCAUUAUUUGAAAAAAAAAAAAUUUUUUGUGCUGCCAAAUACUUAAAAAUUGUAAAAAACAAUCUGUUUACUUUAUUGCGCACUUUCGAAAGAGAAUUCGCACAAAAUUUGUUUAUUAAAUAAGUAGUUGUUUGGUGAACAAUACAAGCUGGCAUUCGAAGAUCGCGGUGUUUGGCGAAAAUCUCGCCGCAAACUGAACAAUAUGCUUGGCGCAGUUAUACCAAGCGUUGGUAAAAUGAAAGGCAAUUCCGCCGUAGAUUUGUCAGAAACUGAGCAAAUUGUCAAAGAGGAAACGGAACAAUACGAGGAGAAAUCGAAAACAUUAAAACCAAAAGUAAAGAACUGCGACAAUAGCAACAAUGCUUAUGUUAGCGCCAGCAACGGUUGCAGUGCAGUUGGUGAGAAAAAAGAGAUGAUAGAUAUAGAGAACGCGCUUCGAUUGCGUCAAUAUGCAAUCGAUGAGUUAAUAACCACCGAAAAGUCAUAUAUUGAGGACUUGAAGAGUAUUGUCGAUGAUUAUUUAGCCGAGGUGCUGGAUCCCAAAAGUGAUAUACCCAAACCCGACGAUUUGAAGGGCGGCAAAGAGCGCAUGGUUUUUGGCAACAUUGAAGCUAUCUAUGAGUGGCAUAAGAAAUCCUUUUUGGAGGCAUUAGUGCGCUGCCGCAAUUCACCCGCCGAUCUGGGCGCCCUUAUCGAAGAUUAUCUUCACAAAUUCGAUAUGUAUAAAAAAUAUUUUCAAAACAAGCCGUUAUCGGAUCACAUUGUGACCACGCACCUACCGUAUUUUGACAAAAUCAGACAGAAUCUAGGUAGCCGCCUGGAUCUCAACGAUUUGCUCAUAAAACCAGUGCAGCGAUUGCCGAAAUAUGUGCUGUUAUUCAAAGAGAUUGCCAAAUAUGCCCGCGCCGCUGGGCGUGAUGCCGAAGUGGUUGGCGUCGAGAAAGCUAUGCGCGUUAUGGGUAUGAUUUGUAAGGCUGCUAAUGAAGUGAUGGAAUUGCAUCGUUUACAAAAAUUCGAGGGUGAAAUCACUGAGCAAGGAGAACUUCUAUUGCAUGACAAACUCUACUGCAUUGAGGUUGAAAAGGCUGAUCGCAAUGCUUAUAUAUUGCAGAGACCGCGUGAACUUUAUGUUUUCCUUUUCAAGCAGAGCAUAAUUUUCGCGGAUAUCGAUGGCAAAAAGCUGCAAUGCAGUAGUCCAACAUACACCUAUCGCUCGCAUAUACAGGUCAAUAAAAUGCAGUUAAAAGAAUUAGAAAACAAUCGUUUUCAGCUCAAAUCGACCGAUCCAAAUAAAUCGGGCUUGAAAAUAAUUUGCUACGCGUCCACCGUGGAGUUGACCAACGAGUGGCUACGCAUCCUACGCAAUAUACUGCAGUCACUGCAGGAUUUCCGGCAGGCCAUAACCAAUCCAAUCGAAUAUCAACACCAGCAGCAACAACGGCAUUAAAAUUCGACAAGAAAACAAAAAGAAACCCAACAAAAACAAGAAUUACAACAAAACAGCAAUUAUGUAUGUAUGUACUAUGUACAAUUAUUUGCCAAAAUGCAUUUCAUAAAAACUUCAACAAAGUUAUAACUAUAGCAUUUUUAAAUUAUAAUAUUUUAUAUAAUCACGGUCAUAACACACACACGCACAACAAACCCCACUCAUUUGCUGGAUUUAAAUUAUAAGAAAAGAGCUUAGAUAAUAUGUCUCAAAGCAGAAAACAUCUAUUAAAGUGUUUAUCGCAAACAACA